UAUUAUGGUGAUAAAUAUCGUGUGUUAAACUAGCAAAAACUAAAUUCUCAAUGAUAUUGCGACUUCAGCGUCACUGAUCCUUUUUUGGAUUUUUUAUAUUAAUUGUAGAAAAGAAAAAACCCCCGGUUCAAUAAUUUAUGAUCAAGGCAAUAAACAGUUGCCCAGUAUUACGUCAAUUCAGGAAAAGAUGGCGCAUUGGUUCCACAGAAAUCCAUUGAAAUCAGCGUCGCCAGUCUCGUUUGAUGCGCUGAAACUGAUAACAACUAACAAAUCAACCCAGAAGAUAUGCGGGGAUUUGAAAACAACCCGUGCAAGAUUUUUAACUGCCCUGACUGAUCCUGGAAACAGCAUAGCAACAAUUGAAGCAGCAGCAAACCAGUACAUCUCCCUUUUACAAGGCCUUUGUUGUGAUGUUGGUGGUCAAGGUGAAAGCCAGCUGAAAAAUUGUGUCAAUUUCAAAUGGACAAAUAGCAUAGGUGGAAAUGAAAUAUGUGAAAUGCCUGAUGGACAUUUUGAAUUGGUAUCCAUUCUUUGUGAGAUGGGAUUAUGGUUCAUGAAACAUGCUUCAAAAAUGGCAGCAAAUGACAGUGUUACUGAUGAUGAAGCAAAAGAAAUUCACAGAAGUCUGCGUACUGCUGCAGGAAUUUUUCAACAAGUUAAGGACAUUAGUGCAAGCCGCUUAGGUGCAGGCUCUUUGCCGAAGCAUGCUGACACAGAUCCCAGAAUUCUUGAUGCCUAUAUUUUACAGUGCCUCGGAGAAGCUCAAGAAGUGACAGUUGCAAGAAGCGUGGAAUUGAAGCAUAAACCAACAAUCACAUCUGCUGUGGCAAACGAAACUUCAAAACUGUUUGACAAAGCUGGUGCCAACUUAAAAACAAUUGACCAAGGAAAAGUUGCUAAAUGGAGAAAAUAUUUACAGUUGAAAAAAGACAUAUACCUAGCCUAUGCUCAUGCAUUUGUUGGUGAAUCAGAGCUGAAUGAAGAUCAGUGUGGCAAGGCAAUUAGAUCACUAAAGGAGGGCGAGAAAUAUUACCAGUCGGCAGCAAGACUGUGCAAAGAGUAUGCUUCAACAAGGGGGCCUGGGACAACAGCGAAGCCUGGAGAGCAUCUGUUCUUCAAGAGACUUGGCCCAAUCAUAUCAAAGCGCUUGGAUAAAGCAACACAUGAAAAUGGAUUCAUAUAUCAUCAGAAAGUUCCAGCAGAGCCAACGGAGCUCGAAUCAACCCCACAGUAUGGAGUAGCCAGCCCGGUUGAGUUCCCCAUUCCAGCUCCUGCUCCUGUUUGGACAGCUGACUUUUUGGCUGGAUUUCAAGUUUCAAAAUCACAACCAAAGGCACAUGGAACAGAUGCAGAGGUGGAGCAAAUUAAAGAGCCAGAAAUAAACCCCAAAUCAUCAGGAAACAAGUCUGAAACAGGUUGCAUAGUGUCAUAAGACUGAGGAUCCAUAACUGAAACCUUGGGAAUCGAUACAUAUUUCCUAGGAAAUUAAAUAUUGCAAUCUAAACAUAAAAUAGAAGAUAUUUGACUUCUUUUCUCUUGGAAGAGGGGUUGAUAUAAAUAUUAUGAAGCAAGUUUCUUUAUUGUGCACAUGUUAAAAAUUUCCAUGAAACAUUGUGAGUUGUUCAAAAAAUUGUAUAAUUAGAAAUACGUUCAUUGGUGUUUAUGAUCUUUUUACAUUAUGAAUAAUAAGUCAUUUGCAAUUUUAGUUUCUGUUAGAAACAAGGAGAGAUAACAUCCAUCUUGAUUUGAAAGCAAAUUGUUAUCCAGAUAAAACAAAGUCAAAGCUGAAAACAGCUGUCUGUAGUGAUAUAAGAAAUAUUAAAUAUUUACAAUAACAAUCAAGCAUGUAGAAUCAGUUAUAACUACCAAUGAAUUUUUGCAUUUACAAUUAAAUCAGAGUUCUUGUGUAAAUUUUUUAUUUGAUAGCAAACAUUGUUUGUAAAUGCUUGUAUACUCAUGAAGCAAAAAGACCAAAAGUGUUGUUGUAUGUGCAUUUUCAGUGUAGAUUUUAACACUUUAUUCUACUUUAAAGAGAGUAAUAUCAUGUAUUCUUUCACAAACAUUCUUUUUAUUAGUUUCAAUGGCAUGAUAAUAUUGCUCUUGCU
This is a messenger RNA of Rhopilema esculentum, 2105 nucleotides long. RefSeq names its product BRO1 domain-containing protein BROX. The record is from RefSeq and is a predicted model, not a curated record. NCBI's taxonomy places the organism in Eukaryota, Metazoa, Cnidaria, Scyphozoa, Rhizostomeae, Rhizostomatidae.